AUGGCCGGGUCUCCUGCACGGUUCCUUCUGCUUGCUCUGGGGCUCUGCUGCCUUGGGAUCCAGGGCCAGGAGCACAAGAUGACGGCCAGGUUUCGUAACAGCAGCAUCACGCACCCCCGGCUGGGACAGCGGCUGGAGCUGGAGUGUCUGACCACCAACGACGACAGCGGUGUAUUCUGGGUCCGCCUGGACAAGAAUGGGACCCUUCACUUCAUCGUCUUCAUUUCCUCCCUGCCCCGGACCACCUUUGAGGGGAACAAGAGGACAUCCAGCCGCUUCGAGGCGACGAAAAGCAGGAGGUUCUACCAGCUGGUAGUGAAGUCUUUCAUGCCGGAGGAUGAGGGGAACUAUUUCUGCCUCAUGAACAGCAACCAAAUGCUGUACUUCAGCCAUGGCCAGCCUGCCUUCUUCCCAGUCACCACCACAGCAGCACCCACCACUCCAGCACCCACCACCCAGCACGGCAUCACCGAAAAGGACCCCUGCCUGAAGACCCUAAACCCAGAGACCAUCAAGGAGAAAGAGCUGAAUUUCUUUUGUGACAUCUUCAUCUGGGUUCCCUUGGCAGGUGCCUGCCUCCUGCUCCUCACUGCCCUGGCAGUCACCGUCAUGCUGUGUCAACAAACCAGAAGACGAAGAUGCAGAUGUAAAAGGCCUGUGAAUGGGAAGCCCAAUGCGAAACCCGGCAUGCCAAGCCGACAUGUAUAAACAUCUGCACCUUUUGGCUUCUGGAUCGUCUUCUGGGAGCUGUCACCACGUAAGCCCAUCACCUACGUUACCUAGAAUGCUACUCCUUCUCAUGCACUCCACAAAUUUGAAAAGACAAGAUGGAGCGGAGACACACGGGCAGCAAGCAGGCACUUUUUCUGUGAACUGCACGCUAAAGCACAGCUCCUUCCAAAACCUGAGGUUUUCAAAUUAAUUCCCGAGGCCAAACGCCAUCUCUAUUCCCAGUAUUCUCAGCUCUGCGGUUCAGGGAAAAGAAACAGGUCAGUCCUGAUGCUGACAUGUGUCAGCGAUAAGCUGAUGAGAAAUAAGGGUAUUAGCUGGGCCUUUGCUCAAGGGUGUGUGAUACUUCUUUUUAAAAUGCAGCCGAAAUUUGAAUUUACUACAAAAUGACUUGGAAAUAAAACGCCCUCACUUAACACACCCUCUUUUUGUGGUGCCACGUCUCUCCUAGGAGUUUUAUUGUUUCAUCUAAUGUAACACAAGGCUGCACCGAGAAGGUAAAAAUGGAGUAAAGGGCCUUAUUUUUUAGGUUCUUAGAGUCCUGGGGGUUAAGGUUUACUGUCUCCCUCUUGCUGUCCUUGUUCUGCUGCUAGCCCCACUUCCACCGGUUUCAGCAGGGGCUUUGCCUGAGCAA
Pygoscelis adeliae (Adelie penguin) is the source of this 1363-nucleotide messenger RNA. RefSeq names its product CD8a molecule (gene CD8A). The transcript has 6 exons. Lineage: Eukaryota; Metazoa; Chordata; Aves; Sphenisciformes; Spheniscidae. Bases 1 to 708 code for a protein of 235 amino acids. The record is from RefSeq and is a predicted model, not a curated record.